AUGGAGACCUUUCCAUUUCUUUGGAUUAUCUGUCUGUUAUCCGGAGAAUUAAUUUGGGGUGGGUUUGCUCAAUUGGUGCACUGCAAUGCAGCUGAGAGAGAGGCUCUUCUUGACUUCAAAAUGGGUCUUAAUGAUUCCUGGAAUCGGCUCUCCUCAUGGCAUGGAACCAAUUGCUGUCAAUGGUCAGGAAUAGCUUGUGACAAUACAACUGGUGCUGUUCUCGCAGUUGAUCUCCCAAAUUCAUCAGGUCGUCAGCCAUUAGGUGGGGAGAUUAGACCUUCACUCGCAAAACUUAAGUCCUUGAAAUACCUGGAUUUAAGUGGGAACAAAUUCAGUGGUAAAAUUCCUCAUUUCUUUUCCUCUUUAGAGAACUUGCAAUAUUUGAACUUGUCAUUUGCUGGGUUUAGUGGCGCAAUUCCUCCAAAUCUUGGAAACCUGUCUAGCUUGCAGUUUCUUGAUGUCUCUUCAUUUAGUUCAAAUGUUGAUAAUCUUGAAUGGGUGAGUGGUCUUGUCUCACUAAAGUAUUUGAAUAUGUAUUCUGUAGACCUUUCAAAGGUAGGAGGAGAAUGGAUUGAGCCAUUGAACAAGCUUCCACUUUUAUCUGAGUUGUACUUAGAAUUCUGUGUUUUAUCUGGUUUCAUAUAUUCUAUUUCUUCUGUUAAUUUUACUUCCCUUAAAGUCCUAAAACUUCGAGACAACUCCUUCAAGGCCAACUUACCAUAUUGGUUUGUGAACAUUAGCAGCCUUGUAUCUGUUGACAUCAGAAAUGGCAUGUUGACUGGAAGGAUUCCACUGGGUUUUGGUGAAUUACCAAAUUUGCAGUCAUUGAAGCUUAAUUAUAAUUUCGAACUCCCAGCAAGCUGCUUCCAACUAUUUUCAAGAAGCUGGAAAAAGAUACAAGUUCUUGAUUUAUCUAUCACUGAGCUACAUGGUAGACUUCCUGCUCUUCUUGGAAAUAUGACAUCUCUCAUUCAAUUUGAUUUACACUUCAAUUAUAUUGAGGGUGGCAUUCCAAGCUCCAUUGGUAAGCUUUCUAAUUUGCAGUACAUUGACUUGUCGUUAAACAACUUGACCGGAAGUUUACCAGAUUCAAUUGGCCAGCUCAAGAAUCUUGUCAAGCUUCGGUUGAACAAUAACUUGCUUCAAGGUUCCAUUCCUUCUUCUAUUGGAAACUUACAGCAUUUGACUACCCUCACGCUUGCGUCAAAUAAGCUAAAUGGUACUCUGCCUGAUAGCAUUGGACUGCUCUCUGAGUUGUCUUCCCUUGAUGUUUCUCUCAAUAAAUUGACAGGUGUUAUUUCAGAAGCACAUUUUCAUAGUCUGGGGAAACUGGAGAACAUUAUUUUAUCAGAAAAUUCUUUCAUUUUGAAUGUAAGCUCCAAUUGGGUCCCUCCUUUCCAAGUCAUUGCCUUGAAGAUGGGUUCAUGCCAUCUAGGUAUGUCCUUCCCUUCUUGGCUUAAAUCUCAAAAACAGGUCCACGUUUUAGAUUUCUCAGGGGCUGGUAUUUCCGGUUCUAUCCCAAAUUGGUUCUGGGACAUGACUAGCAGUCUAGCCAUUUUGAAUGUUUCUUUCAAUAGUUUAGAGGGUCAUAUACCAAAUCCAUUCAAUAUAAUUUCCUAUGCAAGUGUUGAUUUGAGCUCCAACCAAUUCAAAGGACCCAUUCCUCUUCCAAAUGUCAUCUCACUAGAUCUUUCUAAUAACCAGUUUUCCGGUAGUAUACCAGAAAAUAUUGGUCAAGUCAUGUCAGUGUUGACAUUUCUUUCACUUUCUGGUAACAAGUUGACCGGUGCAAUCCCAGCCUCAAUUGGAGAGAUAUCGCUCGAUGUCCUUGAUCUUUCAAAAAAUAACUUGGCAGGAAGCAUUCCUUCAAGCAUGGGAAAUUGUUCUUCUCUUUCUGUUCUAGACCUUCAAAAAAACAAAUUGUCCGGUGAGAUUCCAAACUCUAUAGGUCAGAUAACUGGGCUUCAAACACUUCACUUGAGCAACAACCAACUCUCAGGAAAAAUUCCAUCAUCUCUUCAGAAUUUGUCAAAGUUGGAAACCUUAGACUUCGGAAACAACAUGUUGACAGGAAACUUACCACGAUGGAUUGGAGAAGCUUUUCCGCGUCUCAGGAUACUUAGUCUCAGGUCAAAUAAAUUUUCUGGAGAACUUCCCUUGGCACUUUCAAAUUCGAGUUCCCUGCAAAUUUUGGAUCUGGCAGAAAACCAAUUAAAUGGUUCCAUUCCUGCUAACUUGAGCAAUCUCAAAGCCAUGACUCAACAGCAGAACGUUAACCAUUAUUUGCUUAAUGGAACUCUUUCUGACCAUCACAAUUACCAAGAGAACAUAUAUGUGACCAUAAAUGGCCUUGGAUUAACGUACACUAGGACACUUUCCCUGCUAACCUGUAUAGAUAUGUCUGGAAACAAUUUAAGUGGAGAACUUCCUGAAGCAAUAACAAAAUUAGUUGGUUUGGAAGUUUUAAAUCUAUCAAGAAACCACAUCAGUGGCCAGAUUCCUGAGAGCAUUUCAGAAUUGCGUCAGUUGUUAUCUCUUGAUCUCUCAGGCAAUAGGCUUUCAGGUCCUAUUCCCCAAAGCAUAUCUUCAUUGACAUUUCUGGGGAGUUUGAAUGUGUCAAACAAUAACUUGUCAGGCAUAAUACCUUCUACAAAUCAGAUGUCAACUUUUAAUGCAUCCUCUUUCGCUGGGAACCCUGGUCUAUGUGGAGAUCCUCUUACGGUGAAGUGUUCUAAUGAUUCAAACAAUGGAGGAGACAAUUAUCCAGAUGGUGGAGGGAAAGCAGAUCAGACUGACAUUGGCAAUGGCUUCAUUGAUAAGUGGUUUUACAUGAGCAUUGGGGUGGGAUUCGCAGCAGGUUUAUUGCUUCCUUAUUUAGUUUUUGCAAUGAAAAGGUCUUGGGGUGGAACUGCUUAUAGAUUGUCAAGUGAGAAAAUGAAAGCAGCUGCAAGAAGAAGAAAUCGGGGCGCUCGUUGACGUUUUUCAUUUUUCUUUUGCAAGUCUUAAAUUUCUUGUACAAUCUAGUGAAGUAUUUCAGCAAGUCUCGGAUUGUUUGAAUUUGGAGAAAGGGAAAUUUAAGAAUAAACUUUUUGUUACUUCAACUUAA
This is a messenger RNA of Hevea brasiliensis (rubber tree), 3106 nucleotides long. Its product is annotated as receptor-like protein EIX2. Lineage: Eukaryota; Viridiplantae; Streptophyta; Magnoliopsida; Malpighiales; Euphorbiaceae. The record is from RefSeq and is a predicted model, not a curated record. Bases 1 to 2976 code for a protein of 991 amino acids. The transcript has a single exon. Gene Ontology annotation, molecular function: protein binding.